This is a messenger RNA of Symbiodinium sp. CCMP2456, 356 nucleotides long. Lineage: Eukaryota; Dinophyceae; Suessiales; Symbiodiniaceae. The record is from the annotation of a GenBank genome assembly.
GCCUGCUGCACGAUCUUGGCUCCGUGGCUGAGAUGGCUGCCGGCGAGAUGGGUGCAUCUGCCGACUUUGAGAAGGUUGCAGCCCACGCCGUAAAGGUCAACGUCUUCCACACCAUCAACUUCCUGCUGAAGUACAGCAAGAGCCUCCGCGACCAGGUUCGGAGUGGCAAGCUGGAGAUCCAUGGCGGUAUCUAUCAGCUGGAGACAGGCAAGGUCGAGUUCCUUGGGCCCUCGCCGGACCAAAGGGCCUUGGUAGCCGGCAGCAAAAGCUCCGUGCCGCCUUCGCUGUUCACUCCCAAGGAGGCCGCGCCGGCCACGGUUCGCACUGCUGCAGAUUCAGCUGUGGCCCCGCAGAAG